Messenger RNA from Rotaria sp. Silwood2, 5844 nucleotides. The record is from the annotation of a GenBank genome assembly. NCBI's taxonomy places the organism in Eukaryota, Metazoa, Rotifera, Eurotatoria, Philodinida, Philodinidae.
AUGCUUUCACAAGACGAAUACAACGAUAUUCAAUGCCAGCUUAAUAAUAUACCAUCAUAUAUUACUGGUCAACAUCGUCAAAAUUAUAAACGAUCAUUACGACAGAAGCUUAAAGAACAUAAAUAUGCAUCUACACUCGAACCAUUUGAACCAUUACCACACUUUACCUAUUUUAUAAAUCGAACAACAACCACCGAAAUAUUAACACAAAUUUUUCAAACAACAUCAACAUCAAUUGAAUUUACAUUAGAUACUGAAUCAAUUACUAUAUAUAAACAAAAAAAUAAACCGGUUUUGAUACAAAUUCAAAUUUUAUUACCAUGUACUUUUUCUAUGAUUCUUAUAUUUGAAAUGUGUCAUUUACCUCAUGAACAUGAAGUAACAUUCCAAUUAAUAAAAAAUAUAUUUAAAAUAAUUUUUAGUGAAAAUAAAAAAGUGUACAUCUGGGGAACAGAAGAUGAAUUACUUCCUUUCACAACAUAUAAUUUAUUUUCUGAAGAACAAAUUCUUUCAAAAAAAUUUAUUAAUCUACAAGGUAAAUUUCAACAGAUAUGGCAACAACAACAUCCGCAUAAAUCAACAUCUUUAUCCGAUACACAUACACAAUGCUUAUGUGAGCAAUGUAUUGGAAAAAAGGCUACUGAAACAUGGUCAUUGCAGGAGGCCGUUGCCUAUAUAUUACAUGAAUGGUUAGAUAAACGAUUAACAAUUUCAUCAUUUCAUAUUGGGUUGGAUCCUCUGUUAUUUCAAAUGAAUAUUCACGAAAAAGAGGAUCGUAGAAAAUUAACUCAAUAUGCCAUACAUGAUUGUUUAUCUAUGCAACGUAUUCUUAUUAAAUUAGGACUAAUUAAGAAACAAGACAAAAUACUACCAGCUAUAUCAACCACAACAAUUAAUAAUACUUCUACUAUAAUUUAUAACAACAAAAAUAAUCAUAAUAAUAUUACAGAUAUCGAAGAAAUAUCAUCAGAUGAUAAUGAACCUUAUGAACUACAACAAUCAAAUCGAACAAUAUCAAUUAUAACAACAUCAAUCAAAGAAACAACAAAUAAUAAUCUAAAUCAAAUUGAACUUAUAUCAUCCGAUGAUGAAGAUCAUAAAUUACAACAUGAACAACAACCGAUAUUAUUCAUUUCUAAUAAUUCUUCUACUAAUACUAAAGAAGACUAUAAUCCAUUAAGUCGGGAACAACGGAAGAAAAUUCACAAUCGAACCUGUACACUUAAACAACGGAAAAAAUAUUAUCGACAUGAAAUUAUAAAGCACAAUAUUGAUCAUCGAUUUACAAUUACAAACAUCAAGACAAUUCUUCGACAACAUUCUAUGAAUAAAAUACAAGAAAAACGUUCGGAAGAGUAUCAAACUCUAUCGUUGUUAUCAGGAACGCCAUUGUUAACUGAACCAAUUGCUAUAGACAAUAAUCUUGCUCAGUUAUGUAUACGAUCGACAACAUUAGAAUGUAUCGAGCCGUACGAUAAUAAUGUUCACAUCCUUUGGUUAACCAAUGAAGAUAAACUUGAAGCUGAAUCAUUAAAUGGUAUGAAUGUUAGGAUAUACCAUUCGAAUAAUGAUCUUAUUGAUUCAAUUAGUGAAUUACAAACAUCAUAUGUAUUUUUAAUCAUCGAUUAUGAACUAGUAACAAAUAUUUUAUCGUUUUUGGAUGAUUUCACUCAAAUUGAAUUUAUCUAUGUAUUAACAAAGCAACGUAGCACAAAUACUGCACUGAUAACCGAUUCGAAAAGAUCAAUUCGUAAAAUUUCUAAUAAUAAAAGCAAACUUUUUCGAUUGAUUACUGAAGAUAUUGAUAUAUGUACUAAAGAUUUAAUAUUUUCAACUGUCUUUGACCUCACAACAGCAGAAGAAUCGACAAUGCAAACUCAGAAUGCGUCAUUCAUUUGGCAUUAUUUGUUAAUCGAAAGUUUAUUUGAUUCGACUGUUUAUAAUGACACCGCUAAAAAGGAUUUAAUUGAAUAUUGUCGUCAACAAAUUUCACUUGAAAAUAUUCAAGAACAAGAGUCGAUAAAUAAGUUUGAACAAAACUAUGUAUCAGAAGAUGCUAUUAAAUGGUACACAGACUCUAAAUUUAUUUUUCGAGAAUUGAAUAAAGCUUUACGAUUGCGAGACAUCGAUGCGAUUUUUAAGUUUCGAUUUUUUAUGAUUGACUUCCAGAAGCAACUUGAACAACACUAUGAUGAAGAGAUUAUGCAAUCAGUUCAAACUGUUUAUCGUGGUCAAGAAAUAUCUCCAUUAGAAUUAACUAAAUUAAAGAAUAGUAUUCACAAAUAUAUUUCCUUUAAUACGUAUGUAUCAACAACUAUAGAUGAAAAAGUUGCUUCGAUCUAUGCCGGUGGACCAUCGUCUGUUUUACUUGAAAUCGAAAUGGGUUCUCCUAUAUACCUAAAAAAUAAACGGAUUCGUCCAGUAUAUGUUCAAGAUAAAAGUAAGUUUCAAGACGAAUUAGAAGUGAUUUUUCCGAUUGGUUCAACUUUUCUACUUGACUCAAUUGAAAUGAAGAAUAAUCAAUGGAAUAUUAGAUUAAAAUUAACGAAUGAGGCUGAUUAUGACCAUAUGAUUGAUUUAAUUCAGAGAGUUUAUAUGAAGAACAUGCCUCCAAAAUUGAAAUUUGCGGAGCUAAUUUUAUCGUUAGGUGAUAUCCAGAAAGGUGAACGUUAUAUAAAAAUGUUAAUAGAAGAUCUCGAAUUGUCUGCUGAUAAAGUGAACAUAGGAUAUGCUUAUAAUAUCAUGGGUCAAGUUUGCCUUGAAACAGGUGAUAAUCAAUGUGCUCUAUCUUAUUUCGAAAAAGCAUUAAAAAAUCAACCAGAAAAUAGAUAUCCGGUAAAUAUAUAUUGUAAUCUCGGCAACUUAUAUCGUGAAAAGAAUGAAUAUACCAUUGCUUUAGAAUAUCUGAAUGAAGCAUUGAAACAUAAACAAGAAAUAGAUUUAUUAGAGUUAGCUCAUUUAUACGACAUGUUCGCCAAUAUCUAUAGGGAAAUGGGAAAUUUUGAUGAAGCUCUCUAUUAUGUAAACCAAUCGUUAGAUAUACGUCAACCAAAUAGAACUGCUCAUCAUGGCGAUUGGAUUACAUAUUGUUCUAUUGCAUUGAUACAUGCAGCAAAAAGUGACUACACUGAAUCUCUUCAAUAUCUCAGACGUGCACUAAAUAUUGCAUCGGAGAUAUUACCAAAAACUCACCCAUCUUUCAUUUAUUUAUAUGCUUUUACAGGUUUCAUGUGUUUCGAAUGCCAGGAUUCAUCACUAGCGAUGAAAUAUCUCCGAAAAGCUGUCAAUUUAAUACAAACCACUCAACCAGGACAAAAUUUUAAUCGAUUUAUAUACAUAUUUGUUUGGAAUCUAUGUGCUCAGUUAUAUAAUACCAGUAUGAAUACAACAAAUGCAUUUUAUUACGCACAAGAAGCGCUCCAAGUUUAUAAUCAGCUUCAAAAUCUAAUACCAAAAAGUUCUGUUGUCGGAAGAAGUAUCCAAAUAAAUUUGGGUCUCGCUUAUCUAAGGCGUUGUGAUUAUGAAUACGCAUUAGAGUCUUUCAAGAAAGCUUUAGAUCUUUCGAAAAGCAUCAAUGAUCAAAUGUCCACGCUCUUUCUUAUUGGAAAAGUUUACUUUGAUCAAGGUUAUCUAGAAAACGCUUUGCACUGUUUUGAAGAAUCGGUUCAGCUCAACCCUAAAACGAGUCAAUCAAUUGUCGAUGAUGAUACAGCUUAUUGGAUUUAUAUUUAUAUGUCUGAUGUGUAUAAGUAUAAAAACGAUUUGGAUAAAUCUAUAUUUUAUGUUAAAGAAGCACAACGACUACAAAUGGAUAAAACGAACACAGAUUUUCGUUAUAUUGCUCAAUGUUAUACAAGGUUGAUGGAUUUAUGCCCGAAGCAAAAGAAAACAUAUAUUGAAGAAAUUCUCAAUAUUGUACAAACACAUGAUUUACCGAUUAGUGCAAGAUUUUAUUGCUAUUCUAUCAUUGGGAGUUAUUACUAUACAGAAAAUGACUUUGCUAAUGCACUUCAUUAUUAUAAAUCAUCUCUGAAAUAUCAAUUAAUGAGUUUUCCGCCAUGUUAUCAAGAGUUAAUCUAUACAUAUGCACAUAUAGGCCACAUAUACAAAGAGAGGCACGGAGAAGACUCAGCUAUAGCAUUAUUUUAUUUUAAAAAAAGCCGUGAUACCUAUUUAGAACUCUCAAAAAUGGAAGAGAUACCAACAAAUGACAAGCAUAGAAUGAUUGUAGGCGAAGGAUAUUUUGUAGAAAACAUCAAUCAAUGUUCAGAAAUGACCUCUGCAAUUUGGCUCGUCUAUUAUUCUAUUGCGACAUAUUAUGCUAAAAAGAGAGAUCGUGAACAAGCGUUCAAUCAUCUCCAAAAAGCAGAAGAAAUACUUAAUCAGUAUCAAGGAAAAAAACAACCAAUAAUACAAAAGGAUGUGUAUUUUCUUAUUGCAUCCACCUAUCAAUUAAUACAGUAUUAUGAUCGAGCGAUUUUCUAUUACGAGAAACGUCUGCCAUAUAUGCUAGAUGAUUAUAACGAGUAUGCUCAUACUUGUUGGCUAAUUGCUAUUAAUUAUUAUCGAAAAAAAGAAUAUUCAAUGGCAAUAUCAAAAUGUAAAAUCGCAUUGACGUUGUUACAUAAUUCAACGACCAUUGAUAAUGAAAAAAUAGCUGGCUGUUAUCGUUAUGCAGCAAUGUCGUAUGAACGAUUAAAAAAUUACGAAUAUUGUUUUAUUUAUUCCAAACAAGCAAUCGAACAUUUUCUAUUGUGUGAUUCAGUUGAUUAUAACUCUGUUAUAUCAUUAUGCGUUACUGGUGUAAACGCUCUAUAUUUUGCGAGACCAUGGAAUUGUGAUGAGCCAUUAAAGUAUAUCCUUACAGCAAUGAACUUCAGUAGAUAUCCUUUAACACACAGUUCAUUAAGAGCUCUUCACUCCUCAGUUGGUUUCUUCUAUUAUUUGAAUGCAAACUAUUGUAAUGCUAUUUUCCAUUAUAAUCAAGCACUUGAAUAUUCCACAGAAUCAUAUGACAUUAUUGAUAUUCAUUAUAAGCAGACGCUAUGUUUUGCGGUAAGUGGACAGAUAGAUAAAGCGUAUGAUAUUGUAAAAAAGAGAAUCGAUUAUCUAUUCAAUUUGGAAAACCUCAAUUUUAUCGAUAUGUCCGACUCAUAUAUUGACAUGGGUCUUGUCUAUAAUCAACUUGGAAACUAUAAGUUAGCUUUAAUAUGCUAUCAAUCAGCAUUUUACAUUCUCGAGAAGCAUCAAGAUGAUAGAGCACAUGAUAAUUAUCGAUGUAUCUAUAAUAGCAUUGCUAACAUUUAUCUCGAAUACGGUCAAAUAAUUGAUGCAUUUCUAUUUUGCUUAAAAGCUCGAAAUAUACGUGUCUCCAAUACCAAAAAACAAUCUUCACUUACAUCCAUCUAUAUUACGAUGGGUUUGAUCGAAUGUAAACUUAAAAAUUAUUAUAAAGCGUUAGAUUAUUUUGGACAAGCAUGGGAAUGUUUAUUUAAUGAUAAUAUUCAUUCUCUUUGUUUGCAUCGAAUCUUGUAUAAUCAUAUAGGGUAUGUUUAUUUUAAACUUGGUCAAACAGAAAUAGCUAUGAAGAAUUAUUUGAAAUCGUUGUCCUUAUACAGUGAUUGCAGAAUGCAUCCGGAACUUGCACAAGUCUAUAAAAAUGUUGGUCUAAUUUAUGAACAUGAUGAAAAGAUGUAUUCUAUUGCAUUAGCGUACUAUAGACGGGCUCUAGCGGUUCUUCCAAAUAAGGAACACCCACAUUACAUUCUAUACAAAAGUAUGGUUAAUACAUUACAAAAGAAAAUGUCCCUUUGGGAAAAAUUGAAAUCAUUUAUUUUCUCCUAG